CCUCAGGAAGUUGACCGCUAGGAUCCGCUCUGACUUUUCCAGUGCCAGAUAGCCUGCCAUGAGGAAAUUUAGAGCGAGGAUGCCCAGCAUGCCAACCUUCCAUAGGAAUGUAAAGUUGGGCCCCCAUUCUUUCCUGAUGUGUGCAGGAAGGAGCUUAUUACUUUUGGGAACAGAAGCCUUUUGUUUAGAAAAAAUUAAAAAUAAUAAAACGCUCUGGGAAAAGGCUCAAACUCAGAAAAUGAGAUACAAGACUUCCUUGGUCAUGAGGAAAAGAUCACGGCUUUACCGGAACUCCCUGAAAGAGUCCAGUAGCAGCUCCGGACACCAUGGCCCCCAGCUUACUGCCGCCUCCAGCCCCUCGGUGUUCCCGGGCCUUCAAGAGCAGCCACCCCAGGCCUCCCCCAGCGGCACUUUGAACGGACUCCUGCAUCUGGGGCUCCCUGGAGACAUGUACGCGCGGCCUGAACCCUUUACGCCGGGACCGGUGGCCCGCAGCGACGCCCUGGCAGCUGCCGCGGCCCUGCACGGCUACGGGGGCAUGAACCUGACCGUGAACCUCACGGCGCCCCACGGUCCUGGCGCCUUUUUCCGAUACAUGCGCCAGCCGAUCAAACAGGAGCUCAUCUGCAAGUGGCUGGCAGCCGAUAGCCCCGCGGCCCCGCGCCUCUGCUCCAAAACUUUCAGCACCAUGCAUGAGCUGGUCACGCACGUCACCGUGGAACACGUCGGCGGCCCGGAGCAGGCCAACCACAUCUGCUUCUGGGAGGAGUGUCCGCGCCAGGGCAAGCCCUUUAAAGCCAAAUACAAACUUGUAAAUCACAUCCGCGUGCACACGGGCGAGAAGCCCUUCCCCUGUCCUUUCCCGGGGUGUGGGAAGGUCUUUGCUAGAUCAGAAAAUCUCAAAAUACACAAAAGAACUCACACAGGGGAGAAGCCGUUCAGGUGCGAGUUCGAGGGCUGCGAGCGGCGCUUCGCCAACAGCAGCGACCGCAAGAAGCACUCGCACGUGCACACGAGCGACAAGCCAUACACGUGCAAAGUGCGCGGCUGCGACAAGUGCUACACGCACCCCAGUUCUCUGCGUAAGCACAUGAAGGUGCACGGGCGCUCGCCGCCGCCGCCUAGCUCUGGCUACGACUCAGCCACGCCGUCUGCCCUGGUGUCGCCCUCCUCGGACUUCGGCCGCGAGCCCCCGGCGGCCUCCUCGGCGGCGGCGGCGGCGGCGGCGCGUGGCGCCGACCUGAGCGAAUGAUGUCCACCGCGUUGCUCGCAAGGUAAUCUCGCCCAACGCAGCUGAGCGCCCGCAUCUAGCGCCUGCGACAUCAAAGGGUCCGCGCACAAAGCAAUGUUUCUUCGCCACGGUGCAUCUUCAUGGUAAGUUAGGAUUUCUAUGGCAAUGGGCAAGUUGCACUGAAAUCCUGAAAGGCCGAGCCUGGAGCCCGUCCAGGCUUUUCAUUAAGGACAUAAUAUUUACGUCUAACAGGCCUUUUUUCUUGUGUAUACAAGUAUAUAUUUUUGUUUGACGCGGACUAAAUCAUUUUCAUUUAAUUUCCGGUAAACAAAACCCACGCGAAUGGGCACUUGUUCCCGAUCAUAAUAAAAAUGGAUAAUAAUGUGAGGGAAGAAAAGGGCCGCUUGAAUCGCCGCUCAGCCCCCUUUGUUUCUGCUUUCUGCGGUGAUCAGAGGGCGCAUUUGGGUUUGAUGGCGAGUUUCUAAAGGCGAGGAAAUGGUUUGUAAGAGGGGAAAGAAAAGGAGAAAGGUCUAAUCAAGCUCGGGUUGUUCAAAGAGUCGGGUUUUGGGGUUGAAAGUGUGAGUUUGACGGUGCAUCAGCAUGCCGCGUUAGGCUCGCCAUGGAAAUACGCGCGGGGAGCGGCCGCUUCAAAGGCGGCACACUUCACUGCAGACACUCUAUUAAGAUACAUUUGCGCUGACCUUUGCUUUCACGCCAUUUAAUACUGUCACUACGUUCUCCAGUAUAUACUUCCUCUUUGGGACCAACCUCGCCCGCCUUUAGGGGUUCACCCUACACUCCUGUAGGGAGGGGGCGUUUUGAUCCCAGGGACGCCUUCAGGAGAGGAGGAGCCGGACUCCGUGCACCUUGACUGCGCCCCUAAAGAAGCGCCAGGGUCAAGAGUAAAUAACUUUAGGGCAACCUCAGAAGCUUAACAAAUGAGCAUUCCCAGCUGGAUUUUGUGCACAACGCCUCUCUGCCACUUGAACAGGGUAGAGGCCUGAAUUUGAAAGGGACUUGCAGAGGGGGCACACUGGAUGAAUCUGAGGAGUUCAGAUGACGCCUUUGGGACAUAUCCACUCUGGUCCCCAGAUCAACCCAUUCUGCCCCCUCUAUCCCAGAGGUCUCUUGCAGGCCCCCAUAUCGUUUCUCCCUAGUGUGGGGCAUAGGAUACCCUCAGGCCUAGGCUGGCCCUGGGCAUGAACUCUAGAGCCCAAGGCCAAGGGGAGAGGGAAGAUGGCAGGAAAGUUAGAAGUCCAUGUUCCCUUAAUUGUCUUGUUGUUUAUUUUAUCCAAGUACCCCAGUGAAUAGGGGAAAAAUAAACACGGUGGAAAAAAAAAAUCAAACAGUAGAGUCUUCUUUAGUGCCAGUCCUUGUGGUUGAAUAAAAAGGAUGGUCCGCUUUCUAUUGAGCUGAGAAAUCUUUGAAGUGGGAGUUAUUAUCUGAGACAUUCCUGCUUGUCGUCCUAACAACGCUGAUGAAACGUAAAAGGUUCUUUGUCAGCGAUUUGUUCUCCUCUCUGUCAAACUCCCUCUGCCCGUUAGUUUCAAACCGUUUCUAAAGAGAUAAAAUCAAACUUCUUAAAAAAAAAAAUACAUGCACACUACAUACACUAACUGAUAACUUUAGGACUAAGUCCUGCUAAGGAAAAAACAAAAGCAACACAGAGACAUCAGGUCCAAGGUCUGUGGAAGUGCACAGAUGUUGAGGGGCCCUUUGCACAGGCUCUGGGACAUGGGGGAAAGAAUGCAGAGAAGGUGGAGGCAGAGGGUACAUACCCCAAGCACAAACUGUGUGUCCCCUUCUCUCUGCACUGGUCUGCACUCAGUCCUAGUCAGAUCACUUGGAUGAACCUCCUUUGGGGACCCCUCAAACUCCCAAUAUCCUUGCCAAGGCUGCUUGGAGCCUAAGGCUACAGGCAAGCAAUUGUUAAUAUUUCUUGCUCCUUCGAAGACAAUCUCUUCUAAAAAUAGACCCAUUGUGUGUUUCUUCCCCCUAGCAGCAAUCAGCAAGCCCUUUUUGCCAUUAUUAGAAAGUAGAGUGGCUUGAAGGAGAGACAUUUUUAUAAUUUCCUGUUUUCUUCAGAAUCUUGGCAAUUGGAGUUCGGGAAAGUUCAGUUUACAAGAUAGUGUCCUCAAAGUGCAUGCAAAUACCCUCUUCCCAUCCACAUAUGCAGUUCUUCAUUUAAUAUUGUGCCCAGGAAAGAAAUUUUCACCCUGUCCAGCUCUCCCCAAACCUCCCGAUGUGGUUUUAAAGGUGGUUUAAAUAAAUAAGGAUGUACUGGCUUACCCACUCCUUAUGUGCUGAAUAAAUGAUUUGUAAAGAAGUUUCCCCAAGCUGUAACCCAUGCUGUUAUUAUAGUUGCUUCAAAAUGUUGUCUCUUAUAUUGAUUUUUAUUUGUUUACUGAAAGUCCCCAUAUGUUUGUUUAUGUUGCUAAUUUAUGGGGAAAUGUAAUGAUUGCAAUGAAUGUGAAUUAUACAGACAGGCAAAUAUGUUUUGUAAUCAUAAAUUCUCUCUCUCUCUCUCUGUCUCUCUCUCUCUCUCACACACACACACACACACACACACACAUACACACACACGAAGCCUGACUGAAACCCUACACUAUUUGGUACAUCUCUACCCACACUGUUUGUGAUUUAUCAUCUCUCCUCUUAGAUCCUUAAAUUAUGAACUAACCUGAAAGAACAAAGUUGUGAUGUAUUUGAUUGAAAGUGAUUGUUGAAUGAAAAACAUAGUUGAAAGCUGCGGCUUAAUCUUGCUGUAAAUAUGUAAAAAUGAAUGAAAAUCUGUGAUUCUCUUCCCCUCCAAAGAGCUCCAUUUUGCUACUUUCUUUGGUAAUAAAUGUUGUGAUGUUUCCCUUCCUCUUUUGAA
This is a messenger RNA of Suricata suricatta (meerkat), 4106 nucleotides long. It is a transcript of the gene ZIC4, whose product is annotated as Zic family member 4. Gene Ontology annotation, biological process: central nervous system development; regulation of transcription by RNA polymerase II. Lineage: Eukaryota; Metazoa; Chordata; Mammalia; Carnivora; Herpestidae. The record is from RefSeq and is a predicted model, not a curated record. Gene Ontology annotation, molecular function: DNA-binding transcription factor activity, RNA polymerase II-specific; RNA polymerase II cis-regulatory region sequence-specific DNA binding. Gene Ontology annotation, cellular component: nucleus.